This is a messenger RNA of Eurytemora carolleeae, 2040 nucleotides long. RefSeq names its product cyclin-dependent kinase 4. Lineage: Eukaryota; Metazoa; Arthropoda; Copepoda; Calanoida; Temoridae. Bases 170 to 1180 code for a protein of 336 amino acids. The transcript has 12 exons. Gene Ontology annotation, molecular function: ATP binding; cyclin binding; cyclin-dependent protein serine/threonine kinase activity. Gene Ontology annotation, cellular component: nucleus; cytoplasm; cyclin-dependent protein kinase holoenzyme complex. Gene Ontology annotation, biological process: G1/S transition of mitotic cell cycle; regulation of G2/M transition of mitotic cell cycle; signal transduction. The record is from RefSeq and is a predicted model, not a curated record.
GUUGGAUUAUAGACGUGAACGGACGUGGCGGUUGCGCUCUAACUGAAUUUACCCGCCAUAAUUUCCACCAGUUUCAAAACAAGGUGAAAUGGGAAAAGGAUUGUAGAGCCCUGAAAUGAUUAUCUGUGUUUGAUUCCUCUCCCUUUGUUGUGGAUUUGGUGCCCCUGACAUGCCUGACACUGCUGUAGCCCCACCGCCCCCCUUACAGGGGUCUCGAGGGGCACGAGGGGGCCCGGUGAAUAUGCCCCUGAUGAGGGAUCCAGAUCAUUAUGAAGAAAUCAACGUUAUUGGAAAUGGAGCGUACGGUACGGUGUACAAGGCCCGAGAUACUAUCAAUGAUACAAUCGUAGCGAUUAAGAAGGUUAAACUUGGACUAACUGAGGAUGGAGUCCCCAUGCAGGUCCUUCGUGAAAUAUCUUUAUUGAAACAGCUUGGAAAAGCCAACCACCCAAAUAUUGUCAGAUUGUUGGAUAUUUGCCAUGGACAAAGACUGGAUCGAGAGAUGGUCUUGUAUCUAGUGUUUGAACACGUAGAUCAGGAUUUGAACUCUUAUAUAGAAAAGUGUCCUGCCCCUGGUUUAGGACCGGAUAGAAUUAAGGAUAUUAUCUGGCAAGUUGUGACUCUGUGGUAUAGGAGUCCUGAAAUACUACUGGGGAACUCCUACGCUACUCCUGUUGAUCUAUGGUCUUGUGGAUGUAUCUUUGCAGAGCUUUUUCUCAGAAAACCUCUUUUUCCUGGUCAAUACGAGGGAGAUCAGUUGAACCAAAUCUUUCAUAUAUUAGGAACUCCUAGUCAGUCAGAUUGGCCAGUGAAUUCGAGCAUAGGAAGAGAAGCGUUUUCUUUCCGAGAAGGUCGAGCUUUGGAGAAUUUAAUUCCUGAGAUGGAUGAACAUGCUGUAGAUCUAUUAAAGCAAAUGUUGAUUUUCUGCGCAGACGACCGAAUAUCCGCCGGAAAAGCUCUUCUCCAUCCCUACUUUGCCGAGUUUGGAUUUACCCCUGUAUCCCAUUCUUCGACCUCGGAUACAGUUUCAGAGUCCUCGGCGUCCUCUAUGUCCGAGGGAGGUAGCUCCGAGGCCAACACCUCACUAUCCCCCGUCACACACUCAACAUCCUUCUCAUCACAUGAAACUUCCGGCGAAUCUUUCGGGGAUUUAAGUGGAUUGGUCGAAAAUGGAAAUUAAAAUGGCGCCUAGCGCGCGAUAAAACAAUUUGCGGCAUUUUGGUGUUUACAUGAUUUCUACCUCGUUGAGAAAACAAAAGACAAACCUAGUGUCUCUUAAUCAAAAAGACGUCUCUUCUUAAUAAACUGAACCUCUAUUGUUACCAUUAAUGUAUAAUCUAAAUAUUUAAUUGCUCAAUCCUAUCUGAUGGGAACUAAUACCCUCGCGAUCAAAGACAUAGACAACGGCCAUUGUUGUAUAUUGCUCAAAACUUACUUCUUAAAUGAAACCAAAAAUAAUAUGCAAUAUCUUAAACUCGAUCUCGGAUCAUAAUACUUUGAACUAAAUGUAGAAUUAUAAUAUGUUUUUGAAGUAAUUAAAAUCUAAAUUGUUUUAUAUAAGGGUGUAGUUUUCAUUUGAAACUUAAAAUUAUUUCUGCUAAUGGUUUCAAAUUAAAAAACAAAUCAGGAAUUUGAUAUUGUUUUAGACCAGAAAGUUAAGUUCGCUAAAUUUUGAAAUAAUUAAUUUUUAUUCCAAAAAAAGUAAAUUAAUUUGAUGUUCACUCUAGUAUACAAGCUGUAGAAUUUUAUCUUGCAGAAAAGAAACCUGUAUUUUCGUAUUACUUCGUAAACCCUUACAAUGAUAUGAAACCCUUAACAUUUAUAGAGCAGUAAGAGCGUACAAAGACAAUUUGUAAAUAGUAUUAAUUUCAAUCAUUUUUAUGAGCAGGUCUUUCAAAGAGCCGGAAUAAUUUAAUGUUUUCAGCAAUUUCAAACCUCUCGGAUAUAAGAAUUAUUUUUUAAUGUACUUGAAAUAAUGAAAUAAUGUAUAUCUUCCAGCCCCUUAUUUUAUAUUGUCAGAAAUAAAUAUUUUGAAAUUGA